AUGGCCGAAGCGACCUCCACCCCGCGCAUCACGGCGCAGUAUCUCGACAACUACGUCGGUCGCAACGUCAUGCUCAUUGGCAAGGUCUUGCAGCUGCGCGGUGACUCUGCUGUCCUUGAUGCGGACGGAAACGUCACUGCUAUUCUCAACCGCGAUGUCCACCUCACCAAUGGCAACGGUGCACAGAUUAUCGGCAAGGUCAACCCGGAUCUGUCCAUCAAAGUCCUUACCUCACGCGAUUUAGGAGCCGAUGUUGCCCAUCCUCAUGCCAUGUUCAAUAACGCGCUUAAAGCCCCCAGCACCUCUCGCAACCCCCUCACAGCACCAUUCAUGAUGACCGCCCCCGCCAAGCACACCGCUGACAAUACACCAGACUAUCAGCUCGCCGCGGCCGUGCCGUCCGGGCGCGUGUACGGGCGCAACCAGGUCACCAUCCCCGCACUCAGCCAACCCGCGCGCACUCCGCCCCGAGCUCGCGUGACCCGGCCGGCGACGACGACUACCAUCGCCACCACCACCACGGUGAACCCCAUUCAGGUGCAACGACAGCAGGACCAUCAGAGACAGCAUCAUCAUCAGAGACAGCAGCAGACACCACCUCCCGCUCAACGUCGACCCCCGCGAUAUAUCCCGCCCACACCAACCCCACCUUCCCCCGACCUGACGCGGCAUCGAUCAAAUACCCCUAUCCCAUUAACACACCCCCCGUCACCGCAGACCCAAAAGCGUUGUGCAUCCACCUUCCAGGCAUCUCAACCUCAACAACCUCGGCAGCAUGAUCGAGACCAUCGCCAAUCCUCAAAUGUGAACCAGGACAAGAGGACAAGUAUUCCCUACCGCCCUUCUCGCACAGCAGCUCUACGUCCGACGCCGCCGUCACCAGACAUACCCUCACGAUCGACUUUUGCCCCGUUUACAUCAGACUCUACCUCCAUUUCUAAGCAGCCACAGAUCAAAGCUUCUUCUGAGAGCUCCAGUAGGACCGUUAAAGCCAGAGAAGGACGAGAGGCUGAAGAGCGCAGGCCUCGUCGGCAGAGGUCGAGACCAAAGGAGCCGGAAGUCGCAGUCAAGGAGGUUGCCGACGACGAUUCGGACCUCUUGGGCGCUAUCCUGGACGGUAUCGGGCGUAUGGCGGUCGGCACUGUCGCUAUGCGGAUGGACGAUGCAGGGCGGUGGAGGAUCCGCCGUGACCCGGGAGAGGAGAGUGAUUAG
Messenger RNA from Colletotrichum phormii, 1212 nucleotides. RefSeq lists its product as uncharacterized. The coding region runs from base 1 to 1212 and encodes 403 amino acids. Gene Ontology annotation, biological process: DNA repair; DNA replication; DNA recombination. Gene Ontology annotation, molecular function: DNA binding. The record is from RefSeq and is a predicted model, not a curated record. Gene Ontology annotation, cellular component: nucleus. Lineage: Eukaryota; Fungi; Ascomycota; Sordariomycetes; Glomerellales; Glomerellaceae. The transcript has 4 exons.